Messenger RNA from Lodderomyces oxycetoniae, 1863 nucleotides. RefSeq lists its product as uncharacterized. Gene Ontology annotation, molecular function: spindle pole body-nuclear membrane anchor activity. Gene Ontology annotation, cellular component: nuclear pore transmembrane ring; spindle pole body. The record is from RefSeq and is a predicted model, not a curated record. NCBI's taxonomy places the organism in Eukaryota, Fungi, Ascomycota, Pichiomycetes, Serinales, Debaryomycetaceae. The transcript has a single exon. Gene Ontology annotation, biological process: spindle pole body localization; nuclear pore organization. Bases 1 to 1863 code for a protein of 620 amino acids.
AUGCCAGCGGUAGAAACCAGGACCCAUCCAGGUAAUGAGUAUCACCGGAUUUUCAACAAGGUUUAUAACAAGCGACUAAAAUAUGUGCUCAAUGUCAAUAUAAUAUUAUCUGUAUUAAUGGUAACUGCGUUAGAUGCUCCAUUUAGAUCGAUACUGUGGAAUGGGUUUCUCAUUGCAAUUUUAUUGAAAGUACCUAUUUUUUUUAUAGCAUUGGGUAUGAUAAGACAAGCUAGGAAGAAAUUUUCAACAGUUGAGUAUUCUGUACAUAAGACAUUGGGGUCUCAAAUAUACUAUUCUAUUAUUUCAAAACAGUUUAUACGCAUCACCUUAUUUUAUGCAAUUGCAGCUAUAAGCAUUUAUGGAGUAUUCAUCUUUCACCUACCAUUUACCUAUGACUAUUAUUUGAUUUCCAAAGAGUAUCGAAAGAGCCCGCUUUUGAAUGACGCAUGGGUAUUUUAUUGGUACUCUCCAUUGAUGCUUGCGGCUUAUUACUCGGCUAGCCAAUUGAUCUUUCAAAGAAACAGAUUAAAGUUUGAAAUUGGCCAUAGUCGAAAGAGCCCAGAAAAGACAUUGUUUUCACAUAUAUCUCAAGCAAUUGGGAACGCUUUUGGGUUAAAUUUGAUAUUCACUUUGGCUAACCCUGUAUUCUACUGGUUUAUCAAACCAUAUCUAUACAAAAGCUUGCUUUUGCUUUCUUUGUUUGGUAUAGAUACUUCCACACCUGCAAGCAACACGUCGAUCUCAACAUAUUGCAAGGAGUCCUUUUUGGCAUAUAUAGUUCUUUUAAGUUGGGAGCUUGUUAACCAUGUUUUUGAUGUUUAUGCAACCAUUGGCUGUCUUGAUGGGAAAAAGCCAAUUUCAACGUAUAGUGAAGACCCUUUGAGAUGUUUGUUGGCUGGGUUGCGCGAUGUAUCUCGUAAGCAUCAGAUAAGUAGGCUAACUGCUUUUCAAGAGUUGGCCUACAUUGCCACCUCCAAUGACAGAGAAGGCAUAAAGUUGCGCUUGGCUUUGUUCAGCUCCAAAAAGAAAGUCAACUUGUGGCCCGAUUUUUAUGAAGAAUGCGCUUUAGUCAUAAGAGAAGUUAGUGAAAGAAUCAACUACCGGAGCUCAAGUGAUAUCAAAGAAUUGAAGAAUUUGAGAAAGUCGUUAGAAGGGGAUUUAAUAACAGGGUUUAAGCAAAAUAAAGAGGACGACAACAUUUUCGGGAACUCUUAUGCCUUACCAAAAGAAAAGAGUAAAGGUCAAAUGCACAAGCCUGUUUCCUCAAGCAGCAACAAAUUUGUAGAAAUUUGGGAAAAAGAGAUUGCAGCGGCCUUGCGUACCAUUCUUGGUAAAUAUACCACAGAAAAGUUUUGGAAGAAAAAGGGCUUUAUCUUGAAAAGAAUUAACAAUAAUAUCGCUGAAGCCAAGCAAAGCUUUCUAGAUUCUAGAAUUGGGAAAUUGUUCAGAAUCACUCUUAAAAGAGAUUGUGAAUCACGAGUAAGAAACCCAAUCAACUUUGGCAAUUCAAUCAUUGCAAUCUGUAAUAUUCUUCAGCAUUCAGUGGAAGAUGAUCUUUACGGUACUAUCAACCCCUCAGAUAUCGCUGCCACACUUAACUUACUUGAACAAUCAAUAAGAGCUUCAACUAAUUACACUGACUAUCCCCCUGAAUCAGUAUUCAUCAAUGACGAUACGAACCCCAAACAAUCAUUGAUUUUCUUAUUGCGAAACCUUGCAAUGCAUGAGUUUUAUGAAUUAUGUUUGCAAUUCAAUAGCCAAUUGAAUGAUCUUAAUUUAACUCAAAAAACGUACAAAUUGGCGAAAUGGGUCAUCGACAUUGCCAUAGCUGACAGGCAGCAGGUAGAGAGAAAAUACACAUAA